This is a messenger RNA of Drosophila rhopaloa, 1104 nucleotides long. Its product is annotated as cysteine dioxygenase type 1. The transcript is spliced from 3 exons. Gene Ontology annotation, molecular function: cysteine dioxygenase activity; ferrous iron binding. The record is from RefSeq and is a predicted model, not a curated record. NCBI's taxonomy places the organism in Eukaryota, Metazoa, Arthropoda, Insecta, Diptera, Drosophilidae. Gene Ontology annotation, biological process: L-cysteine catabolic process. Bases 131 to 847 code for a protein of 238 amino acids.
UUUUGCAAUCCGAGGUGGAGCGUGUGCGAUUACUGGAAACAAAUCAAUUUUUUUAAACCGCAUCCAAUCGGCACAUAUAGCUAUCUCCAGCGAUCAUCGACUUUAUAACGUCAAUCAGAGCAAGCCCAAAAUGGCCCUGUCCAAGAUCGACUCCGAGAUAGAGCAGGUUGACCAGGAGAAGUACCUGCGCCAGGCCACCAGCUAUUAUCAGGCGCUGGAGAAGCCCCUUAAGUAUGGACCCGCGGUGGAUACCCUGACUGACUUGGUGGCUGCCCUUCACCGGGAGUUCGAGUCCAACUACGUCAACAUCGAGAUGGUCAAUCACCUGAUGCUCACCUACAAGUCGAAUCCCCGGGAGUGGCGCAAGUACGCCAAGUUCGAUCGUUAUAGCUACACCCGGAAUUUGGUGGAUGCUGGAAAUGGAAAGUUUAAUCUGCUGAUCCUGUGCUGGGGCGAAGGACACGGCUCCUCGGUGCAUGACCAUGCCGAUUCCCACUGCUUCAUGAAGAUGCUGAAGGGUGAUCUGCGCGAGAAGCGCUAUGAGUACCCCAACAGAUCCGGCAAGGACACCAGCCGAUCCCAUCAUCCCGAUGGCGAGAUCGAUAGCCGAGAGCUGGUGGAGAUCGGUGAGACACCAAUUGCCGUCAACGAUGUGGCCUACAUAAACGACAACUUGGGCCUGCAUCGCGUGGAGAAUCCCAGCCACUCGGACACCUCCGUCUCCCUGCACCUCUACUGUCCGCCCUUCGACACGUGCUCCGUGUUCCAGGACAACCUGAAGAAGACCACCGCCAAGGUCACUUUCUGGAGCAAGUACGGCGUAAGGACGAAGCAGAACGAGCAGUAGAUCCAGCCAGAUCCCCAAAUACAGUUACUCGUAUUGUUGCAUAUUACUAAGAAUCUUUAUUACUAGAUAUUUAAUGAGCUAGGGCCCAAGAAGAUCCGGGAGCUUAAAGUUCAAACAAGAAAAGUAAGGCACACGUGGACGCUGAUAAGCCCUCCUCCGAUAAGCCAUCCCCGGAUCACAGUUUCCUUUAGUGUAUCUUUAGUGUUAGCUGUACCAAAAAUAUUCAAUAAAUAGAUAUAUCAUUGUCAACUUCUCGA